AUGGCGCCUAACCUUGCCGGCACCACUGUGCAGAGCAUCGAUCGACAACCAAUAUCGCGGCCAUCACUGCGUUCGUAUGGCCGGCAGAACACAGGAGCGCACCGUAGCCAAUCGCGCGCAGAGACGCUGGCCGUGCACCUCGGCGACGUUGAGGCACGCACCUAUCUUGUCGAGGUACUGCAAGGCGAAGCAAGUCCACUGGAGUCUUUGCUGAAGGCGUACCCGGGCUGCGUCUGGGACGGGUCAGAGUUCUUGCUGCUGCCUUUGCUAGACGAGCAGCGGGAGCCGAGCGAGGUCCUGCCAUCAGCCAUUGCACGAGAGCCGACGGUGCACGUGCGCGGCGCGGUCGAGGAGAGCGACACGACCGCCAGCAUGGACAAUGCACCACCCUUGGGUUUCGGAAGAGAGGCGGCCGACGAAAUGGUGCUCCCUGGCAUGACGACGUUCUUGUGCUCCGCCAAUGCGUCAUUCGAUGGCGCAGGCGGCGGCGGCACAGUGCCCGGUGCAACGCCUCCUCCGUCGUCGCAGGCAAGUGUGCCCAUGAACGGUGGUGACUCAGUGGUGAACAGCGCGGGCUCCGCAGCUCGCAACACAAUGGGCAUGCAGGCCGGACGGCUGACGACCACCGCUGUCCCGGUCGUGCCUUGCUGGAAGCGCUUCAGCGUAACAGCCGCCCUGUAUCUGGCCCUCGGCGAUGCUGGUUGUUGCGAUGUGGCCCACUUCCCUUACGCAGCGGUCCAGCUGUGCGACUGGGACGACCUCGUAGGGCAGCAGCGGAUCCGCAUCGAGGCGAAGGUGAGCUGCUCCGCAGCUGCGAUCAGCGCCCUCGAAAAGGGGACGCGUGGCCGGCGCGCCCGGCUCGUGCCGGUGGCGGUCCUGCUCCCCACGUCUCGCAAGGGGGUAAUGCGGCGGCCCUUGUCGCUGACGACGCAGCCCUUCACGGAUGCCGAAGUGUUUCAGCUCUUCUACCUGCAGCUACUGUUUCGCGCCUACUUCGAUGUCCGCUUCCGCGGUAUGACCUUCACGCCACCUGGGCAAGCAGCGCGGCACCUUCGCUCCGACCUUGUCGCCGCGCGUUCGAGUGGUAGCCACCACGUGGCCUUUGAGCACCCUACGAAGAACGAUGAGUGGUUGCUUUUUCCCGCUCACACCCGCCUUCUGACACUGCUGAACCUGGAGGAGGCGGUUGUGCCGCUCUAUGCGACGCCAGCGGAGCUGCAGGAAACCUUCUCGCUCCCACUCUUUGGCGCCGGUGAAACGUUGCCGUGCCUAGGCGUCGCGGGCCGCGAUGCGGCGCAGUGGGCGGCAACGGUGGAGGUCAGCAGCCCCGAAACAGCCGUCCUGGCGCUGGUAGCUCUCUUCGACAAAAUGAGGGAUCAGUUCGGGUGCACUCGUGGUGAGCUGUGGCGCCGCGCCACCGGGGACGCCCAUGGCGGUGCUUUGCCCUUCGCACCGCUCCUCUUUCGCUGCGGUGAGCUCACGGCGGGGGCGUCGUUGCAGCUCAAUGGCGUAACCCUCUCCCGCUUCUUCGUUCCGCCGAGCAAGCAAGCGACGGCUGGGUCUGGCGCACCUCCUGCGGGUGACGUCUCGGCCGACUCCCCUCCCAGUGGUUCGCUUCUUUCGGGCAUCCCGGCGGUGGACUCGGCGCACACGACCACAGACAGCCCCACACCCUCCCUGUCCCCUAGGCCGUUGUUGACAGAGAUCGGGCUCCAAGCGGCCACAUCUACGACCAUGGACACUGUGACCGAGAUGGUACCCGAUGCGGGUGGUACGCGCGCCAGCUUUGAUGGUGACCAAGACAGAGAUGCAGGGUUCCCCAGCUCCUCGGAUGCAGUUGAACUGGCCGGCACCAAGUCAUCGGAGGAGAUGCUGUGCGGUUCCAAGAGCGUCCCGCCCGUGCUGGUACACUUGGGCUCUGUUCAUAACACUGCCGGCGCCACGUCCGCGCAAAGCCCCAACAUCGUACCCGCCUUGGUUUCUACUGUGGAUUCGGAUCAGGAGGAGGAUGCCGAGAAGGCUGAGGCGCCGCCACUCUGUGUCGUAGCAGACUUCGAAGGUGUGAGGCUGGACGAGGUGACGACGACCUGCAGCGAGCUGCGAAGCGCCUCCUCUGUUGGUCCGUCGAGUCCGUUUACGAAGCGGGAGAGCUUGAUCACACGGUGGCGUGACUACAUCCAGAACGGCAACUGCGCCAUCUUUACUGGUGCUACGACUGACAUAGAGGUGCUGCGGUUUCUCGGUCGAGGCGGCAGCGGCCUUGUCUACAGCGGCAUCUACGGCUCUCAGCGGCUCCCUGUGGCGGUAAAGGUGUUCGUCAUCCCGGAGGGCAUGGACCACGAGCAGUACGUGCGGGAGUCUCUCACGGAUGUCGCGUUCUACGUCCUGCUGAAUGAGCUCGAAGACUUUGCUGUGUGCUACGGCGGCCGCGCCCAUGACUUCAUCGUGAGCCAGCAGACGCCGAAGGGGCUACCAGCAGAGACCGCGGCCGAGGCGCGACGCGGGGACGACGACGCGACAAUCAAACUGUGCUACUUGGUCACAGACUUGAUGGAUGGUACACUGGGGCGGUUCUUGACGGAGCACGACGCCGACUUCGACCCCUUGUACGACCAACUGGUCAACUCCCCCCUGCGCGAUGGCGAGCUUUUCCAGUUCCUUUUUAUCCAACUCGUCACCAAGAUGCUGUUCGACUGGAAAGUGCUGGAUAUGAUGCUGAACAAUCAGCUCCGUGGGGACAACAUUGGGUACCGCUACGUGGCGAGGCCGCCAGCGCAAAUCGCGCACCUGAGGGAGAGCCCAGAGGAGGCUGUGGCGCUGGCCGGGUCACGUCAGUACUACGCUGGUAUUCUAUACGGCUUCCAGUUUGGGCCUGAUGAGCCUUUACACUACCUGCGCUUUCCCGCCGAGACAGGUGUGGCAAAUCAUGCCAAGUUGGGUCCGCUGCGCUUCAUCUGCAUCAUCGAUGUAGGACAAGGCAUACAGCCAAAUGUGGCAGAGCUCGUGCGCAACCGCUUCAUCGGUGAAACUGUGCUUGACUCGUGCGUCGAGGACGAUGGCUUCGGCCGGUACUGGCCGCUUAACGAGCUGUACUGCAGCUACGUGGACGUCGAAGGAACUCUCGCGAAGGACGUGGCCGCCUGGGGUAGUGCGCGGCGCGUGGCCACAAAAGAGGAUGCCUCUCAGGCGCUACGUGAGCUGUUCGAGUACUUCUACCCGACCUUCGGCAUCGAGGCGCCGACAGAGGAGGAGCUGCACACUUACUUGUGUUUCUCGUGGACCCCAACCAACCUGGGGCACCUGAAAGCCGCGGACGUCUACCGGGGCGAGUGA
This is a messenger RNA of Leishmania mexicana MHOM/GT/2001/U1103, 3333 nucleotides long. RefSeq lists its product as hypothetical. The record is from RefSeq and is a predicted model, not a curated record. Lineage: Eukaryota; Euglenozoa; Kinetoplastea; Trypanosomatida; Trypanosomatidae. Gene Ontology annotation, molecular function: ATP binding. Bases 1 to 3333 code for a protein of 1110 amino acids. The transcript has a single exon.